UUUCCUGGAGUCCCUUGUGACUCAUCAUCAUUGUAAGGGUCAUCCUGAAACACACCCCUCUCCUGAUGUGCUCUUGGUACAAUCCAAAGAGUUUCAGGUUAAGAAGCUGAGGGGAUCUUUGUUUGCGGGAGUCUGUUUGGAGUUUGAUGUGCCUCGGAGCAGGACCCAUGUCAGCUAGAUACCUCGAGGAAAGGGAGAUACAUCCUUAACCCAUACUAGGAAGGAAGAGGAAAGAAGUUGCUGUACAAAAGAAGUGUUCCAUACAGAAAAGAUAUGUCUUCAUCAGUUCAACUCUUCAGAGAUCAGAAGUACCACGAGCUGAAAAGGCAAUGUAUCCAGCAGAGACGGCUCUUCGAAGAUCCUGAAUUUCCAGCCUCAGAUGAGUCCCUUUUCUAUCAAAAAGCCCCACGAGGGAAAGUUGAAUGGAAGCGCCCAAAGGAUCUCUGUCAAGACCCUUAUCUGUUUGUGAAUGGAAUCAGCUCUCACGACUUGCACCAAGGCAGCUUGGGGAACUGCUGGUUUGUGGCUGCAUGCUCCUGUUUGGCACUGAGGAAGGCGCUCUGGCAGCAGGUGAUUCCAGGCUUUCAAGAACAAGAAUGGGACCCUAAAACACCAGAGAAAUAUGCUGGAAUUUUCCGUUUCCGUUUCUGGUGCUUUGGAAUAUGGACAGAGGUGGUUAUUGAUGAUCUGCUGCCAACAAUUGAUGGGACAUUGAUCUACUGCCAUUCCAAUGUGGAAAAUGAAUUCUGGAGUGCAUUACUGGAGAAAGCUUAUGCAAAGUUGGCUGGAUCUUAUGAAGCCCUGGAUGGAGGUAGUGCUGCAGAUGCAAUAGUGGAUUUUACUGGAGCAGUGGCAGAAUCUAUUGAUUUGGUACAGGGAAAAUACAGUGAGACUAUUUCAGAGCAGAUGAAGCUGUUUGAAGAUUUGCUGAAAGUGCAUAAAAGAGGCGGGCUGAUCAGCUGUUUCAUCGCGUCUUCCUCUGGAAGAGCCAAUGAGGUGGAGUCAAAGACAGGUCUUGUCGCUGGUCAUGCCUACUCAGUGACUGCAAUUCGGAAGCUGCACCUUGGAGAAAGUCUGACAUUCUCUUUUAACACAGAAAAGCUCUUCAUGGUCAGGCUGAGGAAUCCCUGGGGAAAUAGAGAGUGGAAUGGUGCCUGGAGUGACAAUUCUGAAGAGUGGAAGAAAGUCAGCAAUGCGGAGCGUAAACGUCUGGGACUCACUGUUGAGAAUGAUGGAGAGUUCUGGAUGACAUUUGAGGACUGGUGUAAGAAUUUCACUGAUGUGGACAUCUGCCGGAUUGUAAAUACCUCCUACUUCAGUAUCCACAAGACCUGGGAGACAAAAAUGCUGCAUGGGGCUUGGGCAAAGAAUUCAGAGCCCCUGCUAAAUCGCUGUGGCGGAUGCUUUGAUAACACAGAGACCUUCCUUCAGAAUCCCCAGUACAUCUUUGAUGUUAAGAAGACAGAAGACAAAGUGUUGAUCUCAUUACAACAGGAGGAUCGGCGCAGGAGCAAAAAAGUAGGGAAAGGAGACAACAUCAUCAUUGGUUUUGAAAUCUUCAAGGUAGAAGAUAACAGAAGCUAUCGACUACACAAGCUGACUGUGCAGGAGAGAGUAGCCACAUCUCCAUACAUCAAUACACGCAAUGUGUUCUUGAAGAAGACCCUUAAGCAAGGCCGUUACAUCCUUAUCCCAACUACAUAUCUUCCUGGCAUCGCUACAGAUUUUAUCCUGAGACUCUUCACUGAUGUGCCGUCAAAGCUCAGAGAGCUGACAGCAGAUAAGCCUGAAAUGACAUGUUGGAGUCUUCUUUGUGGCUAUCCACGCAGAAUCACCCAAAUCAAAAUCCACUCUGCAGAAGGCUUACAGGAGCAAGAUGGAUCAGGUGGAGCAGAUCCCUAUGUGCUCAUCAAGUGUGAGAACCAAAAGGUGCGCUCCUCUGUACAACACAAUACUACCAGGGCGACUUUCGACACACAAGUCAUCUUCUACAGGAAAAACAUCGACAGUCCCAUCAUUGUCCAGGUCUGGAACAGCAACAUCUUGUGUGACCAGUUCCUUGGACAGGCGCUGCUGGCAGCUUCACCCAGUGACCCCAGAGAACAGCAGACUCUGCAACUUCGAGGGAGGGGCAGCCAAGAAGCCGAGGAGGUGCCAGGUCACAUCACCGUCAAGGUUUUUUCCAGUGAUGACCUCGCAGAGCUAUGAAUACCAAAGCCCUGCAGAGCCAGACAGAGCUGUCACCUCGCAGCAGGAGGGCUUGUCUGUGCUUUCUGUGUGAAUGACUUGUAAGCAAAGGUUUCAUGUACAUACUCACAAUUGCUUUAAAAAGAAAAAGCUCUCUAAAACUCUCCAUUAUUUUGGAUAAUGGGGAGGGGAGGCUUUUAAAGGGAAAAAAAAAUGCAUAUAUAUAUAUAUGUUCAUCAUACAGCAAGCAGUAGAAAAGGUGCCAAACUAACUGUCAGCAGAUGAGCUCAUUAAGACAUGAGCUCAUAGCCAUCUCCCCCAGCAGCAUCCUUCAGUAGCUCGUGACAUGUAAGCUGGAAGCAGACAUGACUGUUCUCACAGAUCAUUGCAUGUUCCCAGCAGGCAGGUGGGAAUAGCUGUAUCUCCACAGCCGCGUGCCAGCAGGCUGGCAUGCUGGCAAGGACAAGAUGGACUCACGUGCCUGAUGUCCUUGUUCACUGCUAGACUCCCCUUGGGAGGGGGAGUUUUUUGAGCUUUGAUUGGAAUUUUUUUCCCUAAUACUGAUUUUUUUUUUAAUUAAUUUCACUCUUAUUGAUAAAGAUAUUUCUGUUCCUUGGCUAAAGCAUUGUUACUCAAGGAUUUCAGUAAUACGACUUAAGACCAGACGUGCCAUGGCAACAUUAAAAUAGAGGGGCAGGUCUUGGAGUGAUAGCUUUCCCUGCAUAAAGGCUCUCGUUGUAUUUUCCUGUUGUCCACCCCAAGCUGAUUCACAAGUUGAUAUCUUUGGCCAAGAGAUGGGCAUCUCACAGUUCAGCUGUGGCUUUGCCUGGAGGACAAACUCAAUUAUGGAAGCCACCUCACUAAGGAGGUUUUGAUUAAUCUACUUUAUGCUAGAAUGAAAGAAUGCUCCCUUUGCCUCAUUAGGUGUGAUGAGCAACACCAGAAUGAAAGAGGAGAAAAUUAGUUUAUGACAGGAAUGGGUCUGUAAAACAAAGAUGCCAUGACAUAGCAGGUACCAGGUUUUUUUCUUUGGAAAUUUUGCAUUGGUUUAUUGCUGAUAGAGCUCACAUCUUUGAGAAACUUUAACUUGGGUGUGAUGGAGGUCAAGUAUUGUUCGUAUUUUCCUUACAGCAAGGUUCCUUGUACAAACUUCCUUUUAACUUCUGCAUAUAGCCUGUCAGUAGGGCUCCUUCAUAGCAGACAUUUCAAGUUGUCAAGCUAUGCAGUGAUUCUGGCAGUGUAAAAGAGGCUUACUGUGUCAGACAUCUCAGAAAUGGAUUUUGUAUGGUUGCAAAUUAUGGUCUUGAAAGUGAAGCUAAAGGCUUACUAUUCUACCUUCUGUACAGCCAGGAAGCUUCUAUUUCUGUGUACCUCAUAACUACUUCAGCCAUUUUGUGCAAUGUUUAUAACUUAUAAAAUGGCCCUUGGUGGAGUUAAUGUUUUCAAAAAAGGUUUGUAAGUCAGUCUGCUUGGGGCAUCCAAAAGGAUCAAUGCUGUGGGAGGAAAAAGAUUUGUCUGACAUGUUAGGGCUGGAAUAUAAAGCUAUGAAGGAUGUUAUGCUGCCAUCAGCUUAGCUGCUGUACCAAGUACCUAAAUCCAACUAUUUUUUAAAUAGCUUGGGCUCAAGCCAUUUUGCACGCAGAGCAUUUGUCAGAUGUGAGCUGCACCCAGAGGCAAGUAUAACUUCUCUGUAAACUCAUGGCUUUAGAGUUGCUUACUCUCAGAUAUGACUGUGAGGUGCAUUUCUUUUAAAAAAUCAUGCAACUCAUACAGACCAGAGCUCAGAUACACAGCGAGCUGCCACUCAGUCUGGGCUGACCUGUUUAUGUUACUUUUCCUCAUGCACUAUUUUAUUCACUAUAGCUCUGCCUCCUAGCAGCCCAUCAGACACACCUCGCCUGCACAGGCAGAGCAGCAGGGCUGCAGAGCUGUUGAGGAUCGCAGGCAGCAGCACCUGGGGAGAGCAGAGUUGGUUUCGUUGCAUAAUCCCCUUUUCAGACAAUUUUGCAGAACUCUUUCUUCUGAGAUGGGUGCAGUAAAGAGGCGUUGGCUGAUCUGGCUGAUUGACUGGGGUCAGAGCACAGCCCGAAGAGGGUUCCUGGCAGACAGCACCCAGCUGGGCCAGGCGGCUUUCCCUGCUCAAACGCUACCAGAGCCCGGCGGUGUUUGUCAGUGUUCAGCCAUACCUUGUGGGAAAAUGUUCUGUUUCACGGUAACUGCCUGGGUGUGUGUGCCGGCUUCGGUCCCCCGCAAAUCCCCACAUUAAAACAAGUCUGACAAAUAUUUUAUUUCAAAUUUCAACCUUUAUUUUUUCAAUACGAAGCAACCUAAAUAAAAGGCUAACAAAAUAUAACCCCCUUGAAUAAUUUCUGCAAUGAAACAUUCUUGUUUCAGAUAAAAGAAAAAUCACUUCGGCGUGACCCUAACCGCCCUCAGUCAGUUUGGGGACGGGGGGAGAGAAAGACGCGCAGAUCCCCGCACGCCUCUGUUCCCCGCGCAGCUGCUCCACGCCGUUACCGCCCGCAGCUCCGUCUUGGGCGCGCGGCCGCAUGGCGGCGCUCGAGCCGCGCGCGGAUCGCCUCAGGCUGUGGUGAGGGGCUCCCGCGUGCCGCCAUUCCGCGCCGUCCCCCGCAGGCGGCGCUGCGGCCGCCAUCUUACCUGUCGGCCUGGCACGUGGCGCUUGGGGACUUCAUGGCGCGUUUGGUGGGUGCGACUCAGGUGAGAACACGCGUGCAGAGCUCCUGGUCGUGUGUACGUGUGUGUACAUGUGCACUUAUAGAUGUUCAGUAUAUAGAGAGAGUUUGUAGUUGUGUGAGAUCUGUGUCUAUGUAGAUGUCUGUUAAUGUAGACAGCAGUGUUAUAAAGUUAUGUAAGGAGCUAUAUGCCUGUGUGUGUAUGUAUGUUUUUAAAAGCUUAAAAAUAUAUGUACAUGCUCACCUAUAUUUAAAAAAGUUGGAUGGCUAGUGAGUGUGUUAGUGAUGGAACACUCACUAUCUCCUCCUGUAUUUUUAUUACGUAUAGAUUAUAUCAAUAUAUAUUCUUAUAUACAUUAAAACCACUGUUUGUGUGUGUAGGCACCAAUAUACAUAUAUAAAAUACAUGCUAGAACUCCACAUAGAUGACUAGAGAGGGAGUGAUGAGUCUGCAUUUGUGUUUUUCUAUACGUAUGUAUGUAUGUACCCAUAGACACAAAUACAUACACUGUGUCCUAUGUAACGUACACAGAGUGCAUUUCAGCGUCUCUUGCGUGACUGACAUAUGUAGGUAUACAUAGAUAAUACGCAGCGUUAGGUUUUUGUCUCAGAUCUCAUCCUGUGUAUCUUUUACAUAUGUACCUACACACAGCUCUUUACAUAAAUGCCCGUAUAGAUGAUGGAUUGAGGAUGGUAUGUAUGUGUAUGUAUGUGUAGUUGUGUAUGUGUACAUAGCUCUACACAUGCUUACACUGUAGGUAUCUGUGUGUGCAGAUACAUAUAUAAAAUAUAUACAUAUAUUAAUUGGCACUGAGGGAGGUUCAUGCUUUAGGAAAAAGUUUCUUGGAAAGAGUGGUGCUGCACUGGCACAGGCUGUGCAGGGAGGUGGUGGGGUCAGCAUGCGAGGAGGUGUUCAAGAAGGGGGUCAGCAUGGCACUGAGGGAUGUGGUUAGUGGCACGUCAGGAUAGGCAGGCACUGGGACUCAGUGAUCUCAGAGGUCUUUUCCAGCCUGAAUGAUUCUUUGACUCUGUAUGAGAAAGAGGACACUUCUGUGUAUGUAUGUGUGUUGUGUGUGUAUAAGCAGAGAGGUGCUCUGUGUGAGUGUACAUGUACAUAUAUAUACACAUAAAGUAUGUAUAGUAUAUAGUUUAUAUUGUAGAUCAUGUACUAUAAAUGUGUAUAAACAGCGUGAUUCAUAUUUAUAGAAGGGACUUUAUAUACACAAUGUAUAAGCUAAAUACUAUAUUAUAUGUAGUUGGCUAGAGAGGGAGCGUUUUGCAGAGAGAGUGUGGUAUAUAUGGAUGUUAUAUAUGAUAAUUUAUGCAUAUAACUCUAUAGCAUAUGCUCGAUACCUUCAAAUAUAUUGGGUAUAUAUAGAAAUGCACUCUUCAUACAUCUGUGUGAAUACACAGUUGCGCAAACACAUUAUAUGUAUCUUUUUAGCAAUUUAUAUGCAUUUAUGUUCUAUCUAAUUACAUGCACAAAAUACAGUGAUUUAUAGUUGCGUGUAUGUGUGUGUGUAUAUAUAUAUAUAUAUAUAUAUAUAUAUAUACAUAAACAUACAUGUAUGAUGGAAACUGGACUGCUCCAAAUGCAUAGGGCUGGAUGAGAUUCACCUGAGAGUGCUGAGGGAACUGGUGGAGGUGAUAGGCAUUUCCAUUAUCUAUCAGCGUUCCUUGUUGACUGGUGAGGUCCCAGAAGGCUAAAGGCUUGCCAGUGUGACUCCUAUCUACAAGAAGAGUUGUAAGGAGGAUUCAGGGAACUACAGUAUUAUCCUGCAGAAGCUGGCAGCCCGUGGCUUGGGCAGGUGCAUUCUUGGCUGGAUGAGGAGCUGGCUGGAGGGCUCAAAGAGUGGUGGUGAAUGCAGUUAAAUCCAGCUGGUGACAGUCACCAGUGGUGUUCCCCAGAGGUUGGUGCUGAGCGCACCCUCAGCAAGUUCACAGAUGACACCAAGUUGGCUGGAAGUGUGGAUCUGCCUGGGGGUAGCGAGGCCUGCAGAGGGAUCUGCACAGGCUGGAUGGCUGGGCUGAAGCCAAUGGGAUGAGGUUCAAUAAGGCCAAAUGCUGAGUCCUGCGCUAUGGCCACAACAACAACGCCAGGCAACGCUACAGGCUUGGGGCAGAGAGGCUGGAAGACUGCAUAGAGGAAAUGGACCUGGGGGUGUCGAUUGAUGCUGGGCUGAACAUGAGCCAGCGGUGUGCCCAGGUGGCCAAGAAGGCCAUUGGCAUCCUGGCAUGAGGAACGGUGUUGCCAGCAGGAACAGGGCAGCGAUUGUCCCCCUGUACUGAGCUCUGGUGAAGCCUCAUCUCGAGUGCUGUGUCCAGUUUUGCGCCCCUCACUGCAAGAAAGACAUUAAGGCCCUGGAGUGGGUUCAAAGGGCAACAAAACUGGUGAGGGGUCUGGAGCACAGGGCUUAUGAGGAGCAGCUGAAGGAGCUGGGAUUGUUCAAUCUGGAGGAGGCUCAGGGGAGACCUCAUUGCUCUUAUAACUCCAUGAAGGGAGGUUGUAGUGAGCUGGGGGUCGGCUUCUUCUCUCGUGUAACUGGUGAUAGAACUAGAGGGAAUGGCUUCAAGCUGCACCAGGGGAGAUUUAGGCUGGACGUUAGGAAAUACUACUUCUCUGAAAGAGCGGUCAGGCACUGGAAUGGGCUGCCCAGGGGGGGUGGUGGAGUCACCAACCCUGGAAGUGUUCAGGGAACGUUUGGACGUUGUGUUGACGGACAUGGUGUAGUGAGAGCUAUUGGUGAUGGGUUGGACUGGAGGAUCUUGUAGGUCUUUUCCAACCUUGGUGAUUCUGUGAUUCUGUAAACGGGUAUUACACAGCAACAUAAUGGUUUCUGUACACAUUUGUACAAUAUAUAGAAAAUAUACUGUAGUAUAUAAUGUAUUUUAUUUAUUUAUACACACACACACAGUGCUCCAAAAGCAAUACCUCCUAUUUUGUGAUGCUGGUCUGCAGUGUCAGAGGCAGAUGUUGGCAGUACAGCCGUAAAGGCUGAACCUUCCCACCAGUAUCCUGUUAUAUUGUUGCUAUGUGACAGAUGGCAGCAGAGGGGCAGUCUGACAGCAUGGCGUCUGACAUGGAAACGCAGAUAAAGCAAAGGUGUGUUAUUGAAUUUCCUCCUGUGGAAAAAUGGCACCCACUGCCAUUCCUUGAUGCUUGCUGAAUGUUUCUGGAGACCAGAAACCUGGAGACCUUUGAGGGCCUGGAGGUAAGUGCAGACUCAGCAGAGCUGGGACACACCUUCACAGACCUGGUGGCAACAGGUAGCUAGGAUCAGUGUCUUGGUGUGAGUUAAACACAAGCUGGUGACACUGGGAAGCCAGGCUGAGGUCUGGGGGAGUGUGCCCAUGGCUGGAGCCUGCCCCUCUCACCUUUCUCCACUGCUAGCAAAAAACCCCUCUGAGACAGAGCAUUUACUGGAUGCAGUACAGCCCUGCACAGUACAGCAGGUACAAGAGUGGUGUUUCCAUGGUGGCCCAUAUACAUCUAAUUUUGGUGUUGCUUAACCUUUGAGCACGUGGCCAGGUGAUCUUAUCACAGCUUUAUGUGAGCAGCUGUAUAAGAGCUUAUAAAGCAGUUUAAAAGACUAACGAGGUUCUCAUAGGGGCAGACAAUCACUACUGCCAUCUCUGUAACUCACCACAGUCAUGAGGAGGGGAUGUUUUGUUUUGUUUUGUUUGUUUUUUAAUAAAUACAGAGCAAACAGACAUACAACACAGUGAGAAGUUGCAGCACUCAGUGCGUUUAUCCAGACCAGAGCAGCAAAGAGUCUGUUAGCUGCUGCAGACACAAGAAGCUCUAGCAGGAGAGGGUAAGUACAGGCUUAGACAAGUAAAUCCUGCUUCAUAACAUGAUGUUCUGGUGGCACAGGUGAAAGUUGAAAGUUUUUCACACAGACAAACAGAUGAAGUCUUUCUAAGGGCAGAUGAUUGAGGUUGGUAAUCUUUAUCCAUCCCUGACGUUUUUUGUCAGAAAGUAUCAACAGAGCGUAGGAAAGGCUGCAGUUCACACUCUCCACUGGUAUUUAUAACUUUUAUUUGCAAUACUUUAGGUCCAAGUUUCAAACUGCAAUAUUUUUACACUCAAGACACAGUCAUGCACAAUCCAUAUUUCAAUUUUCUAUUGCUUCAACCACAAUUUAAAAUAACUUAAUAUUGGAAACAAAACCCAAAAUCUUAAAAAAAAAAAAAAAAAAAAAAAAAAAAAAAAAAAAAAAAAAGAUGCUGAGGUCAGUAAGAUGGAUCCAUGCCAUCAGCACAUUUACAAAGUAAAUAACUUAGUUCUCUUUUUAAAAAGAUCAUAAUUACCUCUUAAUCCAAAGUUACAGAAGAUUUUCACUACACAUUUGUUUUUGCUUUUUAUCUUUUUUGUUUUUUUCUUUUCUUUUUUCUUUUUUUUUUUUU
This is a messenger RNA of Lagopus muta (rock ptarmigan), 9287 nucleotides long. RefSeq names its product calpain 6 (gene CAPN6). Gene Ontology annotation, cellular component: cytoplasm. The record is from RefSeq and is a predicted model, not a curated record. The transcript is spliced from 14 exons. Gene Ontology annotation, biological process: proteolysis. Lineage: Eukaryota; Metazoa; Chordata; Aves; Galliformes; Phasianidae. Gene Ontology annotation, molecular function: calcium-dependent cysteine-type endopeptidase activity. Bases 274 to 2208 code for a protein of 644 amino acids.